Gadus chalcogrammus (walleye pollock) is the source of this 9122-nucleotide messenger RNA. RefSeq names its product ATP-binding cassette, sub-family A (ABC1), member 5 (gene abca5). The record is from RefSeq and is a predicted model, not a curated record. Gene Ontology annotation, cellular component: membrane; intracellular membrane-bounded organelle. NCBI's taxonomy places the organism in Eukaryota, Metazoa, Chordata, Actinopteri, Gadiformes, Gadidae. Gene Ontology annotation, biological process: lipid transport; transmembrane transport. Gene Ontology annotation, molecular function: ATP binding; ATP hydrolysis activity; ABC-type transporter activity.
UUUUACAAUGCAACAAAAUAUUUAAAGAGCAUAAUGCUAUUAUGCACAGAAAAUAUAACAGUAUAUUACUCAGUCAUUUGUAUUAGGUUAAACAAGGAUUUGAUAACGUUUUUCAUUUAAGGACCACCCACAAUUGGUCUGGCCCAUACAGAACUGGAAUCCUGACGCCGUGCCUGGGCGGAAGUAGCGAAGCGAAAACCGAGCGCCUCUCGUUCUCGCUGGCGUAAAAACAUUGCGAUUUAUUAAACAAACCGGAGGACGACACGGCGGAGACAUGUCUUAAUGUCUUUUAUACCUGAGGCCAGCAUUAGGGAGACCACGUCCCGUCCGUUCGUGAUCCACAUGAGGGAUGCGGAGAGCAUGCAGCCCCCCUACAGAAGGGGUGCUGGGGUGUGGAACCAAACCAAGAGCCUCCUCUACAAGAACGUUCUGAUCAAAUGGAGGACCAAGCAGCAGAGUCUCCAGGAGCUGAUCCUGCCCCUGCUGCUGCUGGCCCUGCUGAUCCUCAUCAGCAUCCUGAACCCCCAUGUCUACUACAGCAGCAUCUCCACCAUGGAGCUGGAGCGCGAGGACCACUACUUCCUCAAGGGGCUGGGCUACACACCCAUCACCAACGUCACCACCCACAUCAUGGAGGAGGUGGCCCAGGAAAUGCUCAUCCAGGACCGGCUGGAGAUGUUCUCGAGCGAGGAGGAGCUGGAGAACGCCAGCCUCCACGAGCCCUCGGGCUUCGUGGGCGUGGUGUUCCUGGACGCUGCCGCCACCUCCUACCGGCUGCGCUACCCCUACAACCAGCUGCCGCUGCCCAGCGACUACACCGAGUCCAUCGCUAACUGCUUCGCCAGCUCGCUGAACUGCAGGGCGGCCAACUACUGGUACUCUGGCUUCAUCCGCCUGCAGUCCCUCAUCGACUCCACCAUCAUCCAGAUGCAGACCAAGCGCUCGGUGUGGAGCGAGAUGAACCUGCGGGUGGUGAUGAUGGGCCAGCCAGGCUCGGUGGAGGUGCAGAAGUUCUCCCACGCCCUGAUCUCCAUCUACCUGGUGCUGACCUUCACGCCCUUCGUCACCUUCCUCAUCGUCAACGUGGUGGCGGAGAAGGAGCAGCGUCUGAAGGACACCAUGACCAUGAUGGGCCUGUACGACACGGCCUUCUGGCUGUCCUGGGGUCUGCUGUAUGCGGGCCUGGUCCUCAUCAUGUCCGUCCUGAUGGCGCUCAUCGCCACCACACCGGCGCUCUUCCCCAACAGCGACUUCUUCGUCAUCUUCCUGCUCAUCUUCCUCUACGGCAUCUCCUCCAUCUUCUUCUCCUUCCUGCUGACCCCCCUGUUUAAGAAGCCUAAGUUUGCCAGCACAGUGGGCAGCCUUCUGACCGUGGUGUUCGGCUGCCUGUCGCUCUUCACCGUGCUCAUCAACGACUUCCCCCAGCCGCUAGUCUGGCUGCUCUGCCUGCUGUCCCCCAGCGCCUUCUCCCUGGGCAUCGCACAGGUGGUGUAUCUGGAGGCCCAGGGUGACGGAGCAGUGUUCUCCACCCUGACCAACGGCCCCCACCCGCUCUACGUUCCUCUGCUCAUGCUGCUGCUGGACUGCGGCCUCUACCUGCUGCUGGCCGUCUACCUGGACCAGGUGCUGCCCGGGGAGUUCCGCAUGAGGCGAUCGGUCCUCUACUUCCUGAAGCCGUCCUAUUGGUCGCAGCGUAAGAAGCGUUACGUGGAGGUGAGCUCUGUGUACGAGGCGGAGGUGAACGGCGUCCCCGCUGGAGAGGAGGCCAUCGAGCCCGUGUCCCUGGAGUUCAGAGGCAAAGAGGCCAUCCGCAUCCACAACAUCCAGAAGGUCUUCAAGGAGAAGGACAGCGUGGUGAACGCACUCAGAGGCUUGACCUUUGACAUCUACGAGGGCCAGAUCACGGCCCUGCUGGGACACAGCGGCGCCGGUAAGUCGGCCCUGAUGAACAUCCUGUGUGGCAUCAGCCCGCCCAGCGGGGGCGCGGCCAGCCUGUACGGCCAGCCCGUGGCGGACCUGGCGGAGGGGCCGGAGCUGAAGCAGCUGGUGGGCGUGUGUCCGCAGUUCAACAUCAUCUUCGACGUGCUGACGGUGGAGGAGCACCUCAACAUCUUCGCCGCCAUCAAGGGCAUCCUGCCCGCCGACGUGGACGCGGAGGUGAAACGGGUUCUGAAGGAGCUUGACAUGGAGAAGAUCAUGGAUGCCCAGGCCAGGAACCUGAGCCGCGGCCAAAAGAGGAAGCUCUCCGUGGGCAUCGCCAUCCUAGGAGACCCUAAGAUCCUGCUCCUGGACGAGCCGACAGCGGGCAUGGACCCGUGCUCGCGGCACCAGGUGUGGUCUCUGCUGAAGAAGCGCCGUGCGGGCCGGGUCACGGUGCUCAGCACCCACUACAUGGACGAGGCCGACAUCCUGGCCGAUCGCAAAGCGGUGAUUUCUCACGGCCAGCUCAAGUGUGUGGGCUCCUCCCUUUACCUGAAGACCAAGUGGGGCGUGGGAUACCACCUCCGAAUGUCGCUCGGUGACGGCUGCAAGACGGAGAGCAUCCAGGGAGUGGUCCAGCAACACGUCCCCACGGCAACGCUGCUACGGCAACGGGACACGGAGCUCACCUUCACGCUGCCCUUCGAGAGCAUAGACGCCUUCACAGGCCUGUUCUCUGAGCUCGACUCCCAGGCACACCUCGGGGUGGUCAACUACGGCGUCUCCAUGACUACGCUGGAGGAUGUUUUCCUCCGCUUGGAGGCCGAGGCAGAAGUGGACCAAGCCGACUACAGCGUGUUCAACCAGGACCAGGAGGAGGACGAGGGGGACUCCUGCUCCCUGGACGACACGGACCAGCGGCUGCUGACCUUCUCCGACGGGCGCUCCAGCCCCGCGGCGGGACGGGCGCUCUGGAGGCAGCAGUUCAGCGCCGUGGCCUGGCUGCACAUGCUCAACAUGGUCCGUGAGAGGAAGGCCUUCAUCUACAUUCUGGGCAUGCUGCAGGUGUUUGUGCUGGCCAUGGUGAUGCUGUCGCUGGUCACCGGACACAUCCAGAUCCACUCCUCGGACCGCGAGUUCCGGCCCCUCUACCUGCUGAAGAGGAGCCAGGCUCCCAGGAAGUACGCCACCAGCCUGCUGGUCCAGAACUCCUCCGACUCGGACAUCUCCGGCUUCAUACACAACCUGGAGGCCCAGGACAUCAAGGUGGAGCUGAUGAAGCAGAACGACUACAUGGCCGCCGCCCCGCACAGCGCCGCCAUCAACGUCACCGGAUCCAGCAAGGGCUUUGAGUACAGCCUGGCGUUCAACAGCACCACGGUGCACUCCCUGCCCAUGACCGUCAACGUCCUGAGCAACGCGCUCCUCCGAGGCCUCAACGGAACCGGUCGGAUCCGGACCUGGACCAAACCCUUCGACUACCAAAUCCCCGACACCAUGUCCUACGUCAUGGUGUACAUCGAGGCCAUCAUACUGGGCAUGUUGGCCGCUGGGAUGCCGGCCUACUUUGCCAUGGACCACACACGCGAUCGGGAGAUCAAGUGUCGCUCCACCCUGCGUAUCUCGGGCCUGAUGCCGUCGGCCUACUGGUGCGGCCAGGCGGCUGUGGACGUACCCCUCUUCUACCUCAUCCUCUGCUCCAUGGUCACCAUCUUCUUCGCCUUCCACACGGGGAACCUGCUGAGCUCCGUCAACAUGACCUGCGUGAUGGUGUGCACGGUGGGCUUCGGACCGGCCAUCAUCCUCUUCACCUACGUAGUGUCCUUCGGCUUCACCCGCGUCCAAAGCAACCGCGACUUCCUGUCUGUCAUCUCCAUGAUGGUGUGCAUCGUGACGGCCUCCUUCGUCAAGCUCCUGUUCAUGAACGGCAACCAGCUCCUCACACGGACUCUGCUCCUCCUCCUGUGCCUGUUCAACCCCCUCUACCCCCUCAUGGCCUGCCUCAACAUCAUCACCAAGGCCACCUUCCUCCCGGCGCUCUACACGGAGAACCUGCUGUGGAAGAACCUGAUGGUCGCCGUCAUCGCACCCUACCUGCAGUGCGUGGUCCUGCUCUACCUGCUCUACUGGCUGGAGCAGAGACAGGCGGGGGGCGCCCCCAAGACUGACCAGUUCGGAAGGUUCAUCGCGCCCCGGGCGGAGCGGGCCCCCGAGGAGCCUCAGAGUGAGGACGAGGACGUGCGUCUGGAGCGUGGCCGCGUGGCCGAGGCCCUCCGGGGCCCCUGCACUGAGGAGAAGCCCGUGGUGGUGGUCAGCAACCUGACCAAGCAGUACAAAAGGGAGGGGGAGGACCCCCCGCUCAGCAGGAGAGGGAAGCUGGCCGCCCAGAACGUCUCCUUCUGCGUCCGCAAAGGAGAGGUUCUUGGGCUGUUGGGCCCCAACGGCGCUGGGAAGAGCACAAUCAUGCACAUGCUGUCAGGGGACAUCCGCCCCACUGCAGGCCAGGUCCUGAUGGACGACAGCAGCUCGGAGUACCGGCCGGCGGGCGCGGCCCAGCAGCAGGUGGGCUACUGCCCCCAGGUCAACCCGCUGUGGCCCCGGGUCACGCUCCGGGAGCACCUCGAGUUCUACGCCGCCGUCAAGGGGCUGCAGGGGUACACCGUCCCCGAUGUCAUCAAGCGCGUGGUGAACGCCCUGGAGCUGAAGGACCACCUGGACCAGCAGGCCAAGAGCCUGUCAGCGGGGGUCAAGAGGAAGCUGUGCUUCGCGCUGAGCAUGCUGGGUAACCCCCAGGUGGUGCUGCUGGACGAGCCGUCCGCCGGGAUGGACCCCAAGUCCAAACAGCGCAUGUGGCGGGCCAUCCGCUCGGCCUUCCGGGACCGCCAGCGGGGGGCCGUCAUCACGACCCACUACAUGGAGGAGGCGGAGGCCGUGUGCGACCGCGUGGCCAUCGUGGUGUCGGGACAGCUGAGGUGCAUCGGGUCCAUCCAGCACCUGAAGGCGCGCUACGGCCGGGGCUACAGCCUGGAGGUGACGCUGAAGGAGGGGCCGGCCGGGCUGCAGCCCGCCGCACUCCUGCACCACGAGAUCCUGCGCAUCUUCCCGCACGCCGUCAGACAGGAGAGCUUCACCACUCUAAUGGUUUAUAAGAUCCCCAUGGAGGACGUCCAGUCGCUGUCCAAUGCAUUCUCCUGCUUGGAGCGUGCGAAACAAUCCUUCAACUUCGAGGGCUACAACUUCUCCCAGUCGACGUUGGAGCAGGUGUUCAUGGAGUUCGCCAAGGAGCAGGAGAAGGAGGAGGACGAGGGGGGCUCCCUCAGCACCACCUUCCAGUGGCAGCGCCUCCACCCGGACGGCGCCGCUCCACCCAACCAGCCGGACAGCAUGGUGCAGCAGCUCUGAGCACCGCCGCCCCCUGCAGGCCAGGACACCACCGCCCCCUACAGGCCAGGGGAGGAAGGACAGGACUAAAGCGUGGCACUGGCGGUGGUGGUGGAGGUGGUAAGGUCCCCCCCCCCCCACCUGCCCCCCACAGACACAGGGACCACAGGGACUCUGUGAUUGGAUGGACCCUGGUUUGGAGGUAGAGCAUCCAGGUGUGUGUGCGUGUGUUUGUAUUAUGCUCUUUUGUAUUAUUAUUGUUUGAAAUGGGUCGGUCAAAAAAAAAAAAAAAGAAGAAUUAUAAGACUAAAUAUGAUGCGUAUGCUUUUCUAAUUGUGUCUGUUGAAGGCGGGGAAUCAGUAGUUCCACCUGUUCUCGCUCUGCUCCUCAAAUCGUGGCCCGUUGGGAAGUUUCUUUGUGAAACUGUCUGUGUGUGGUUGUCUGUGUCUUUCUGUUUGUGUGUCAUUUAACACUGGUCCGUCCCGAUCCAACCUCCAAGUACCAAAGCAGCGCGUCUUUAAACCACUUCACACAGAUUGUGCACACACCUAAACACCCUGCUGUAACACGGGGAGGAGUUUCUACACGCUCAGUAGCAUGUGAAUAAAUGUUUAUAAAUUGAAGAACAGUUCCAAGAGAGGCCACUUGUUGCAGUGCAGGUCGGUCUGCAGUGACCUCUAGUGGUUCCUCGCACUGAUUGCAGAUGAGCGCAAAUCCAGACAAUAGUAGAAGACGCGGUUCUCUUCUUCUUCGCAACAGCAUGCAAGCCAGAGAGAAGGCUGUAUUAUUGUGAUUAUUUGCUUAGUUUUCGUUUGGCAAAGGAUGGUCUUGGGGUUCUAUGCCUGUUGCAUGGACCUAUUAAAGAAGGCGUUGUGUCACCUCUCCUCCUUCAACGCGGCAGAGCUACCGUGGGCAGAACACCACAGAAUAUGCACAACAGUACAUGUAGCACACACGCGACAUUUGUCUCGAAUGCCAUCCUCAGUUGUGGAGUGUGUGUGUGUGUGUGUGUGUGUGUGUGUGUGUGUGUGUGUGUGUGUGUGUGUGUGUGUGUGUGUGUGUGUGUGUGUGUGUGUGGGGGGCAGAUCAAAGUACUAUGUGUAGCUUGUCGUCACAGUUUCACUUUGGUGCCACUUUUAAACACACCGAUACGUUUUGGUACAUUUAUCUAACGGGAAUGGUGUGUGUGUCCUAAUGCUAUAAACAUGUAAAUAUGUGUGUGUGUGUGUGUAAGAUUAAUCCACUUUGGGUGUGUAUCUAGCCUGCACACGAGUUUAGAUCUGAUGUAAUGUUGUCUAACGGGGUUCAGAUGACCCAUGCAGGAGCCGUCUUUACACAACGCACUUCCAAAUCUACUGAGGCAUUGCCUGCUUCUGUUGUGAUUGACUCCUUUUUAAAAAAAUUAAAACCUGAAAUGAGCAACUCUGGAUAACAGCAUGAUACUAAUGGCGGCUGGCUUGUUCAAACGUUACCGCACUCCGAGCACUUCUCCAGCUGGCUGCAGUCCGUCUCUGUUCGAAUCCGAUACUCAAUGUCACGUUUAUUUCUACUUGACUGUUUCAGAGAGCUUGGGGUAUGAGCGUCACCUUUUGGAGUUUAUAUUAUAUCGUUCUCAUUUGUUCGUCCCGUUCAUGUCUCCUUCUUGACGUGGAGAAAGUUAGCGAAAGGGACAGGCCAUGCUAGAGGUGCUAGCCAUCGUUGAUAUGGAAAGGGACAGGCCAUGCUAGAGGUGCUAGCCAUCGUUGAUAUGGAAAGCACUGGCAACAGCCAUCACUAGUUUGUAUUGGGCUAGCUAUCACAUUAACAUCAGGCGUUUCAAGGCAUUCCUGGCCAGGUGUGGUUUUUGGUUAGCCAUAACCAUAAUUCUUUACACUUAAUUUUGGGGUAUUAAAGGCUAUGGAGUAAAAAUGUUUUGUUUAGAUAAUAAUCAAUAAUUAGUUUAUUAUGUCGAAUCAUAAUUACAAUUUCCAGCUGACGUAUCAGUAGGCUCUCGCAUAAUUCAAAAUUGAUUUGUCACAUGAAAGUAUGGAACAAAUAUUAUGCAGGGGGAUAGAAACGAUAACAAAAGCGAUUUGGAUCAUAUUCAAGGAUUAUUUAAUUCUUUAAUGCAUACAGCUGGAAAAAACGAAAAAAUAUAUAUUUGCAGUACAUGAGUGGCUCUUGCUCUUGCCCCUAGAAUCUCAACUCGCAAAUCAUUUUUGAUAUUAAGAUCUUUUAGAUCCUGUAAUAUUUUCCCAGUCUCAUCCUUCCCAGGAAGCCAGCCUUUUGCCAUAUUGUACAAUACAACUGAGAGAACAUAGGAUGGAAUGGUUCUCUUUACCCUCUUUUGCAAUGCUAGUGUGUUCCUUUUGCGUCAAACAUUCUGUAACUUUGCGAUUCUUGUCUCUGUCCAACUUGACGAUUUCUGCGUCCUUUUGAAUAAGAUGUAGCCAGACAAGUAACAUCGACUUUCUUUGCACUUCUCGAAUGCCUGCUACCAGAUCCACAAGAAAACGCAUCCAGAAAAACACUCCUUGCCUCCAUACAACAACGGCAUUAAAGGGCGAUAGGUAUUUCAAUUUGAGUAGUUGUUUUUCCUUGGUGGAGGUACAAUUGCACUAUUUCUGGGAAAUGUUUUAUAAUGGUUCUGUAUAUUAUGCAAUCUUUGUAAGAUUAUCUCUACACUGAUUUUUAUUUUUUAAAGAUUGUAGUUUAGCAGUGUGCUGUAAUUUUGCUUCUUUCUCUAGCCUUAAUAUUAAGAUGAUGUUGAUGGUUUUAUCUUUGUGGUUUCUAUCAUAUCCUGUCAUGAAUAAAAUAAAUGUAAAAUGACUUGGCUGCGAUCUGUCACUUAUUUAAACGGUUCAGUGAUUAUUUACCAAGUACAUGUUACACACUUGUACAUUUGGACCAUCUCUUUAACACUCGAAAAUACUUAUGUUCAGCUGAGCUCACAUGCGCGAGAGGUAAUGCAUGGUGCGAGUAGCAUCCAGAUGCAGCCUUACGCCUCGUUUCCACAUACGUACAUUCUCGUAUGCGAUUCAACCGUCUCCGACCGAAAGUCCAUUCAUUCCUAUGUGAUUCUCCGUAAUGUCCGUUUUUCCUCCGAGACUCCUCCCCUCCGUAAAAUUUCUGUCCGGUAUGUAAUAUACGUUCAAAAAAUUUAACUUUCGCCGUCGUUUUACGGAGAUACUGUAUGAACGUUUUUAUGUUUUUCACAAAACUUGUAAGUACCUGGCAGGCCAAACUCCUCACCGAUCUCUUUCCAAGCCUGGUUGGUUUUGUUUUUAUCUCUGUAUAUGUCGAUCCUCAUGUUCCAAAGUACCGGUCUCCUAAAAACUGCCAUUAUCAUACGCUCCCACAUCUUUUGUCUACAUUUUCGUCCGCUUAUCCGGGGUCGGGUCGCGGGGGGAGCAGCUCAAGCAGGGGGCCCCAGACUUCCCUUUCCCCGGCCACAUUUACCAACUCUGACGGGGGGAUCCCGAGGCGUUCCCAGGCCAGUGUUGAGAUAUAAUCUCUCCACCUAGUCCUGGGUCUUCCCCGAGGUCUCCUCCCCACUGGACGUGCCUGAAACACCUCCCAAGGAAGGCGCCCAGUGGGCAUCCUUACCAGAUGCCCGAACCACCUAAGCUGACUCCUUUCUAAGUAAAGGAGCAGAAAACUCAUCUCGGCCGCUUGUACCCGCGAUCUCGUCCUUUCGGUCAUCACCCAGCCCUCAUGACCAUAGGUGAGGAUAGGAACGAAGAUCGACCGGUAGAUCGAGAGCUUUGCCUUGCGGCUCAGCUCUCUUUUCGUUACAACGCAAUACCGCCCCCGCUGCUCCGAUUCUCCGGCCAAUCUCACGC